UCAAGUUGCCCAGGCUGGUCUUGAACUUGCAUUUCUCUUGCCUGCCUAGUCUCUGGGAUUGCAGGUGUGCGCCAACACUCCAGAUCCAUGCAUUUCCUUCUGAUCAACCUUCCCAGUCCUUGUAACCACUAUCUCCAAAAUGCUGUCCUUAUUUCAGUUGGGGAUUGCUUCCUCUAUUUCUCCACCUACUUCUAGCAGAUGUAGCUUUGCCACAGCUACUGCUGCUCAGAAGCCUUCCUCCUGGUGGUCAUGGCCCAUGAUUGCUAUGUGGCUGUCUGUCGCCCACUGAACUCUCCUGUCCACAUGACCCCUCACAUCAAUGCUGUACCGGUGACCAGUGCCUGGCUCACCGCCCUCCUCCUGCCUAUCCCAGCAGUGGUCCAGACCUCCCAGAGGGCAUAUAACAAUACUGCCUACAUCUAUCACUGCUUCUGUGACCACCUGGCUGUGGUCCAGGCCUCCUGCUCCGACACCACCCCCCAGGCCCUCAUGGGCUUCUGCAUCGCCAUGGUGGUCUCCUUCCUCCCCCUUCUCCUGGUAUUUCUGUCCUACGCUCACCUCCUGGCCUCAGUGCUUCGCAUCAGCUCCCAAGAAGGACAUUCAAAAGUCUUCUCCACAUGAGCUGAGGUGAUGGUGGACAUCCUCUGUAGUUUGAAUAUUGGGUACACCACAGAGGCUUUGUCCCUAGGGUGGGGCUAUUGGCAGUUCCAUGAACCUUUAGGAAAUGGGGUCUUGUUGGAGAUUCUGAGGUCAUUGGGGAUUGUGAGACCCUGGUCUCUCUCUCUCUCUCUCUUUACUUCCCUAAUCACUUUGCUCCCACACAACCUGCUAUGAAUGCUCCACCCUUGCCAGAGAUCUAAACUGAUGAUGCCACUUCAUCUUGAACUGGAAACUCCAGAACUGUGAGCCAAAAUACACCUUUCCUUUUAUAAAUUAAUUGUCUCAGGCAUUUUGUUAUAAUAACAGGAAGCUGACUAACACAGCGCCUGCUAUUCAUCCCUUGCCAUUGCCAACAUGGCCUAUAGAGCCCACCUGCUGAGAAUGCUCUGUGCCAUUCUCAUGCCUGUGCUCAAUCCUCUCCGCUACAUGCCGAAGGACUUUCAUUUGCAGGCAGCAACACGGAGGAAUCUCACUUAGUGCUGAGCAAAUUAAGACUCAAAAUGAUAUAGUACUCAUCAGUUAUAUAAAGUUUAGGACCAAGCAGAACUAAACCACUUUUUUAAAAUCAAUGCUUACAAAGGUCAUAAACCAUGAAAAAAGAAUAACUAUCAUAAAAACCAGAAUCGUGAUCACUUUUAGGAGAGGAGGAGGGUUGUAAGCAUUGAGAAACCCCAGGGGCUUGUGAGGUAUGACCAGUGUUCUGCCUGAAUGGUGACACAGGGGUUUGUUUUAAAUGAGACUGUACACAGUGGUGUGUUGCUUAACAGGGAUAAGUUCUGAGAAAUGCGUCACUGGGGGAUUGCAUCCCUGGGCAACAUCACAGAGUGUGGCCAGCUACACCCCAAGGCUAUAAGAAAUGUAUUGCUCCUGGAGAAAAGAUGAGCAAGAG
This is a messenger RNA of Ictidomys tridecemlineatus (thirteen-lined ground squirrel), 1549 nucleotides long. Lineage: Eukaryota; Metazoa; Chordata; Mammalia; Rodentia; Sciuridae. The record is from RefSeq and is a predicted model, not a curated record.